AUGGCGGGUCGCGCAGAAAUCGACGCUUCUGACCUUGUGCAAGCUGUGCAGUCGGGCUCCAAAGUCCAAGAGCUGGUCGACAGGAUAAAACAUAAUUUCAACCUAGAUUCAAUCGCGGAGGAUAAAGGGUGUUCGAGAGUGGAGGGCGUGUAAGACGAAUCCAAAGUUUUGAACGAAAUUAGAGACGCGUUCAGAGACGAGUUUUCCCAAUCCAAAAAGGUUGUGAAAUAUCCCUCUUAAUAGACAAAAUAUGUACUGAAUUUCAUAUUUGCAGAUUGCCAAUAUCGUUGCACUGAUCGUUGGACGCCCUCGAAAGACUCUUCAUUCCUCACGCGGGGUGGCAUUACUAGUAUUCCAGAACCGCACGUCGAAUUUAGAGAAAAUUGUAGGCAAAGAAAACUGUGGAAUCUUCAUACCCGUUGAUAUAGCUGGCUCUGGCGAGGCUACACUCGAGGAGACGGUUUUGAAGGAGACUAACCGAAGGACAAUAUUCAAAUUUCAAACAGGUUCGGAGCUUUUGAUCAUUCGAAGAUGUUCAAUAUGGCUGCCUGCACAAAGCACAGUGUUAUGUGUCGUGCGUUGUGCGAGGAAGGAUAAAAGACCCCAGACUGUGCAAGUUUCACAUAGUUUCAAAUGUGACUUUCUCUCACUUCUUUUUGAUUUGUCGACCUAA
This is a messenger RNA of Sclerotinia trifoliorum, 673 nucleotides long. The record is from the annotation of a GenBank genome assembly. Lineage: Eukaryota; Fungi; Ascomycota; Leotiomycetes; Helotiales; Sclerotiniaceae.